Ostreobium quekettii is the source of this 441-nucleotide messenger RNA. Lineage: Eukaryota; Viridiplantae; Chlorophyta; Ulvophyceae; Bryopsidales; Ostreobiaceae. The record is from the annotation of a GenBank genome assembly.
AUGUCGGCGCUCAUGAAACUCUCCCAGUUUGUGACGCCUUCAUUGGGCGCCGUCGUCGCGGGGCGGUGCCUGCGAUCGCGCGCCGGUCCGUGCCUCGCGCGACCACUACAUGCGAUGCGGGGCCGUUCGGAAGGCCCCAGCCAGGAUGAGCGCCAGUUCGCUCACGACAUCGCUGAUGAUGACAGCGGGAGGUCGAGAUGGGGAGUCAGGGUGGACGAGAUGCCGCCUCCAAACGGCUCCACGGAGGCCAUUGGGGAGUGUGACUGGGAUGCGGCGAUGGUCAAUGUUGUGCACCUGAUCGGGAACACUGGGAGGGACGUCAACCUCCUCAACUUCAACAGCGGGUACAUCAAGGGAGAGGUGCCUCUUGCUGUGAAUGGAGCAAAGGACAAGACGCACUGGUAUAGCCUCACCAACAUCUGUGCAUCAGUGGGACAGUGA